This is a messenger RNA of Aspergillus melleus, 531 nucleotides long. RefSeq lists its product as uncharacterized. Gene Ontology annotation, biological process: metal ion transport; vacuolar transport. The record is from RefSeq and is a predicted model, not a curated record. The transcript is spliced from 2 exons. The coding region runs from base 1 to 531 and encodes 176 amino acids. Lineage: Eukaryota; Fungi; Ascomycota; Eurotiomycetes; Eurotiales; Aspergillaceae.
AUGAGCUCGCAGCGUUACCAGCGGGUGAACGCCCAUGACGACGAGGAAGCGCCACAGUCCCAAUCGUCGAUCCCUCUCCGAAACACUUCAACGCCCUCUUCUCCGCCGCCUUCAUUCCGCUCUCGCUCCUCCUCUCCCUCAACGAGGCGGCUUCUCCGAGACGAUCCCCAUGAUAACGGUGCCGACGAGACCCUCGCUGCUGCCUUCGGCGAUGGCAGCGACUCCGAAGCAGAUGACGAACCAGAUGACCGCCAACGACUCAUGCGGGCCCAGCCCGAAUCCCAACCGGUCGAAGAUAGCAAUACCACCACAGCGAGUGCCUCCUCAUCGGGCGCAGGCAGCGGAUCACAAUCGUCGAGGGAGCAGCGCACUCCCCCAUUGCAACGGCGACCGACGAUCUUACCGUCGUUUAAUGGCUCCAGCUCGGGCCCGGGUCGCAUGAUCAGCUCCUCCAACGAUGGGGUUUUCGCAAAUCUGGCGGCUAAGCCUGAGCGAGGGGAGAAGAAUGAAGAUAUGCCUCCGGUACGUUAG